AUGAUUCAAGAUACAUUUGCAAAACAGCAAGCUGAAUCUAAAGCUAAGAUAGAAAAAUUAAAGGCUGAACUUCAAGCACAACAACCACAACAAGCAUUUUACAUAGUAGAUCAAAAGGAUAAUAAUAUAGAUCCACUUAUCCAAGAUCCAGAUUACCUUAAAUAUUUUGAGCAAGCAAAAGCCUAA
Molecule: messenger RNA, 186 nt
Organism: Cetraspora pellucida
Lineage: Eukaryota; Fungi; Glomeromycota; Glomeromycetes; Diversisporales; Gigasporaceae
Source: the annotation of a GenBank genome assembly